AUGAACAACCAUGUCAACAUGCGGAUACAACUGGCCGAUACGCGGAUAUCUUCCAUUCCGCCGCCCGUAGAUGAAGAGAAUACCUGGAGUUGCAGAUCAUGGCCGUCCAUGCAAUACCAAGAGGGCGUACCAGCUCGCAAACAUGUCCCCGAAGACGAGGGUAUGCGAACAAUGAGCAGGGACUCUUCGUUCACGCCAAUAUCCUGGGUUUAUCUUGGCUCUUCAGCCACCUCUUGUCCGACUGAGAACUCGGUCGAGAUCUUGGUCUACAGCGGGCUGCUCUAUCGCAGGCCGGAACUUGUGACUGCAUUGCAUUACCACAUGUUGGAGUCUUAUCAGAUACGCGAAGCAGCCAAAUACGUUCAACUAAUGCGUGGGAAAUAG
This is a messenger RNA of Parastagonospora nodorum SN15, 384 nucleotides long. RefSeq lists its product as hypothetical. The coding region runs from base 1 to 384 and encodes 127 amino acids. The transcript is spliced from 3 exons. NCBI's taxonomy places the organism in Eukaryota, Fungi, Ascomycota, Dothideomycetes, Pleosporales, Phaeosphaeriaceae. The record is from RefSeq and is a predicted model, not a curated record.